AUGAUGGACGGAGGUAGCACGAUCCCAGGAUACUCAGUUGCAUUAGAAUGGGUGAAAAACCUCUUUUCCCGUACGAUUAAAUCAUCCAACUGUGUCCCCAAGCAUAUUGGGUUUGUCAUGGAUGGUAACAGGAGAUAUGCUCGAAAGAAUGAAAUCGAGAUCAAAGAGGGACACGAAGCUGGGUUCUCAAGUUUAAGUCAAGUUUUAGAGCUCUGUUAUGAAGCAGGUGUGGAUACAGCGACAGUGUUUGCAUUUUCGAUAGAAAACUUUAGGAGGACCCCUUCUGAAGUGGAUCAUCUCAUGAGGUUGGCUCGUGAGAAGAUUCGUCAAAUUACACAACAUGGUGAGAUUGCUGAAAAAUAUGGAGUACGAAUUAGAGUUAUUGGAGACGUUUCAAGACUUCAUAAGAGUGUUUAUGAUGAUAUUGUGGCUACCACGGAGCUGACAAAAAGUAAUACAAGGGCAACACUCAAUAUCUGUUUCCCUUACACUAGCAGGGAAGAGAUGCUGCAUUCGAUAAAAGAUGUGAUAGCAGGCGGAAAGAAAAGCGGUGAGAUAAAUGAGGCCUCUAUCGAAAGAAGUCUUUAUACUGGCGAUGAUCCACCACUGGAUUUACUCAUACGGACAAGCGGUGUCACUCGUUUAAGUGACUUUUUACUAUGGCAAGUUAGUGAGAGAGGCGUAGUAAUCGAGUUAUUUGACUGUCUUUGGCCUGAAUUUGGUCCUAUGAAGAUGGCAUGGGCAUUGUUAAAAUUUGCCUUUAGGAAAACGUUUUCCGAUAAAGAGAAUGAAUUGGAGGAUGACGAUGGAGUUUUAGAGAAUCAAGAUGAUCUAUAUAUCAAGAAAACACUGUAG
Messenger RNA from Torulaspora delbrueckii, 855 nucleotides. It is a transcript of the gene RER2, whose product is annotated as ditrans,polycis-polyprenyl diphosphate synthase. The record is from RefSeq and is a predicted model, not a curated record. Lineage: Eukaryota; Fungi; Ascomycota; Saccharomycetes; Saccharomycetales; Saccharomycetaceae. Gene Ontology annotation, cellular component: membrane; lipid droplet; dehydrodolichyl diphosphate synthase complex. The coding region runs from base 1 to 855 and encodes 284 amino acids. Gene Ontology annotation, molecular function: ditrans,polycis-polyprenyl diphosphate synthase [(2E,6E)-farnesyl diphosphate specific] activity. The transcript has a single exon.